Molecule: messenger RNA, 4552 nt
Organism: Mizuhopecten yessoensis (Yesso scallop)
Lineage: Eukaryota; Metazoa; Mollusca; Bivalvia; Pectinida; Pectinidae
Exons: 1
Coding region: 1-2103 (700 amino acids)
Biological process (GO): double-strand break repair
Molecular function (GO): ATP hydrolysis activity; ATP binding
Source: RefSeq, a predicted model, not a curated record
AUGCUCCGAGCGGUAGCGUUCCAAAAUUUUAUAUACUUUCGGGAUCAUCAAUCCCUGGAAUUUGAGGAUGGACCUAAUUUCAUCGUCGGACCGAAUGCAAGCGGGAAGACUGCCAUUUUUGAACUGAUCAGGAGAUGUCUAUCAAAUAAUGCGAACGCUUCAACUUCGAGAGUAGCAGACAUACAUUCUCCUGCUUUUGUGAUAUGCAAGUUUGAAAUUACACACAAGUUAUCAGACAAAGUUUUCGCGGGAUGCCGUGUUUAUUCAUGUCUCUAUAUAAAGCCCGGAGGGGAUAACCCAAAGAAAAUGUACAAACUUGUUUGUAUCACUAACACGGACGAACAACAAGAGAAAUGCUAUCUUGAUUACUACCACAAUGUUAAAGUCUUUGGUCCACUACCAGCACACGAAGCAUUUAUCUUACCCACUGAUGACACCGAACUGUCACAGGAAUUAGACAAGCUUAUAAAGAGUAAACGUGCACUUGAUAAUUUGGAUGGCAUGAUUCAGAAAAUGAUGGAAAGCAAACAACAACCUGAUAUGAAUACAGAGCCUGGGGUCAGUGGAUGUGAAAAUAUUCUCCAGGCUAUACGCGUUGCUGUUGUCGUUACCUUUCCCAUACGUUCUCCGGGGCCCAUACAAUGGAGCCAUAGUGGAAACAUUGGUAAAGGAAAUGAGCAUUACGAUGCAGCCUCAACCAAGGCGGAGAUACUUCAAGAGCUGCUGCAAUCACCUGAUGUCGAUAAGGUAGAAUCAAACCAAAUAUUCGAGACGAUUAUCCAUCCGUUAAAAUACCACUUCAAAAAGAAUCCAGACUCAACCAUUACAGUCAAUGAUGGUGCACAAGAUAUACGAUUUCUGAAAGUACCGGAAGGAAUCAUUGAAGCAAAGCAGUUUUCCUUGAUGUUUGCACACAGAAAAUACCAAACAUUAAUGUUAGAGGAACCGGACCUAGGCAUGCAUCCUCCCAUGAUACAGAGGUUACGGGAUCUAGUAUUACGAAGGCACAAUCAGGACCGGAAGAUGGUGCUUGUGUUUACCUCACAUCAACCAGCGAUGAUCAACCGAUGGGCAAUGGACCGAAUGUACGUGUGCAGGAGAAAGAGGACGAACGACGGGAAGAUGAAACACUUCGUUUUCAGAUUGAAAAGGACAAUCGAAAACAUCUUUCAAGAACAGGACAAAUUGAAGCAAAUGCUGUACUCUUCAAGUGUACUUUUUGUUGAAGGUAUCACAGACAAAACAGUAGUGGAAUUAAUAUUCGAUCGGGUGUUGGAGGCUGAGCAUAUUGAUGAAGAAAUGCUGGAUUUGCAAAAGGUAGUUUCAGGGAUUCAAGUCAUUUCUAUCGACGGAUCAACACCAUACAAUGUCCUGAAAACGAUGGGAGAAAAACUCGAAUUACCAUGCGCGUUCCUCUUUGACAGUGACAGCGUAUUUGAAUGUCUGGCGAAAGUUCAGCCGAAAACUGGUGGAAAAAAAUGGAAAAAUUCAACUUUAUUUUGCGUUAGAAUUCUCCUCAAAAGAAUGAAGGAAAAACAUCACGGAGAUAGCGUGGAAAAAUCAAAGGAGAAAACGAAAGACGGAACAUUUAAACAAGUUAUGAAAACGCCUACAGCUAAAGAUCAGAAAAUACAGAAUGAACUGGGCUUAGAGGAGAGCGAUUUAUCCGAUGUCAAAUGGACCACGGUUGAAUCGUUUUUAAGAUCUGUUGUACUGCCUGCAACGUUCUCGUUAAACUCAAAAGUAGUGGGACCUUAUGCCUUACCAGAAAACAUCAAAUAUAGCAAGGACGAGCAAUUAAUCAGAAACCACAUGAAAGAAAAGAAAAGGGUUUUCCUUUGGGAUUCUGGAAAUCUCGAGGAUAUGAUUUGUAGAAGCAUUUUGGAUUCUGGAGAUCAGGCAGAUGAUCUCCUGCGAAAAGUUUUUCUAUGUGAAAAAUAUGACGAGGGAGCAAGUAACCCCAAAGAUCCGGUGAAGCAGACCCUCAAGCAGAUGGAUAUCACAACAGCAGAAAAACUUUCUAAAUGUCUGCUUUACUGUCCUGAAAUAAAGGCAUUUUUCAAAUUUCUGAAGCAAAUCGAGAAAAAAAGACCACAGCUUUGAUACAAAAAAUAGGGAAAAGGCAACGGAUUUCUCCAUUACCUGUUACUCUAGGACUGAAUGAAGACAAAAGGAACAAUCCUAUAUAUGACAGACACAAUGACAAAGAGAUCCUUCUGGUGGAAGGAUACAGGACGAUAUGAAGAUGAUAGAAACGAAUUUUAAGCCCAACAGGAAUUGGCCAGUAUCAUCUUUCCAGGAAACGAACUUAUCAAAACAUUGAAAUGGUCAAGUCAAAGAAACUUGACAGACAAUUAAUUGAUUUCAUAUGACAGCCUUAGUGUUAAUUGUUUCUCAUUUCGUAAUAAACAUGCUGAUGUUUAUUGGCAUCAGUACGGUCGACACUGUGAACAACGAAUAUGCGAACCUACGGUCAAAAUUGAAGUGUUUGUGGUGUCCGACGUUCUCUACGAAAACGGUUUCCUGAGCAGAGCGCUUAAGUAAAUACACGUAAGUGUUGAAUACUAAAAGCUCAUAUCCAUCCUGGGGAUAAUCGAUAACAUAAGUUUAAAAAACUUAACGAGUCAUUACAAUUCUAGAGAUUAGAGAUUUUGACAACAACAAAACCCCAGAAAUUAAGGAUUUGAUUAUAGCAAACAUUAAGUUAGUCCUGCUUUCAACAACUGAUCAGAUAUCGCUGUAGCUGGAAGGUAAGUGUGUUCACAGACGUAUACAUAGUAUCAACAGGACCCUGGUAUUACAUCGCUGUAGAAGAUAGGGUUAGUGUGUACACAGGCGUAUAUUACACCGACCAUAUAACACCGUAGUAGGCAGGUUAGUAUGUCCACAAAUGUUAACGUAGAUGAAAAUAUUAGCAUUAACAAAAUAUGUGCGUCCUUUGAAAGGACGUUAACUUACAAUAUAUUAUUAUUAACCAAGAAUUUUCGUCCUGUAAAUGGACGUUCGUUUGGGAAAACCCCAAAUUAUUGUAAGAGAAAAGUGGUAAAACAUUAAGUCGAUUUGGUAAUUAUUUACGAUAUCCUACCGUCAAAAGGAAAACCCUGUCGUAGUGAUAUUGCGGAAUUAUGUAUUCAAUGUGGUGUGGUAAAUACUGAUAUGGAAUUGCUGUCCGCUAUCUUGAACGUUUUGUAUUAUAUAAACAUUUCUAUGUAACCCAUUGGCUGUUUUCCAUUCGGAAAUAGAAAACUUUAAUAGCCAUUGAUCAACAGACAUAUCCGAUAAUCUUUUGAAACGAUCUCGUCAAUGUCACUGAAUUAACAGAGGGAACACCAUUGUAAAAUGUUGGCAAAAUUGUCUUAGUUAAUCACUAUCAAUGAUCAUGUUGCUGUUAAGUUUUAAACCAGGAAGAAGCUUUGUCUAGCAUAAGAUUCAAGAGAUUCUUUGUAACAAAUUGACAUUUAGUCAUUAAUCAUUUUCAAACCAUUAAUAAUAUUUUAAGAAUUAUGUUAUAUAAAUAAUAUUUUGCAGAACCAAAAUGCGAACAGUUACCGAUAUUAUGUAGCAUUAAGGCGACUAUAAAUGAAAAAUACGUGUAUGUAUGUCUUAAUAUUUUUUACCGUUUUAAUUCUGCUUUCUUUCAUCGAAUGUAUCAGAUUGCUCGAGUAUAUUGAGCGUAAAGAUAUAUUUCACGUGACGUUAGCAUUAACAUGGAGUGUGAGAUUGCUUAUAUUAGUUACAUACUAUUGUUAUUUAAAUGCGUUUUAUAUUUUCGGAAAACCAUUGUUCAUCAUAACUCCGUAGUAAUGUUUCAUUUGGUUCUCGGAAACCUGAACCGAAUAGCGAUGGUGACGAAACGACGUAGAAGUCGGAUUAAUUGUAUGUUACCAUAGCAAAAAGACGGCAACGUUUUUUGGAAACCAUUUGUGUUUCCAUUCAUCAAUUUGAUUAAUGGGUAAUAGCCCAUGGGUUCCUAUUAAAAACGAGUUCUGGCUAAUAAGGUUAUACAAGUACAUUUGUACUUUGUACUAUCACAGUGUGAAAUACAAAACAUUGUGUCUGAAAAAUAUAUAUCGUUCACACUUUCAUUGGUAGAAUAGUGUAUAUUAUUGGACGAUAGAAUAUUCCGUCUAACUUAUAUUGAAGAUCAAUUGAGGAAGUGUUUGUAAAUUUGUCAAAUGCUGAUUUGAAGUGUUUGCAAGUGAUGCCGAUGGACCGGACGAUUUGAUUGGUUGAUAUAAGCGAUGAUAUCAAGCAAGACGUCAGUGUUUAUCGUCUCUGUAGAGUAUAGUUCAAGGGAGGUAAUGCAUAGUACAUGUCGAAAAGUAGACAUAAAUAAAAACCGUAAGAGCAAUUAAGGAUUCUUAUAUGCAUUUUUAGAAAAGGGAGUAAAUGGCAUAGCAGAAAACGCUAGAAGAAUUAAAUGUCCGUGUGCUUGUUUUUGAGCUAUGAUCCGUCAAAGAUACCAAUUUGACAUUAUAUGUGAAUUCAAGCGAAUUUUGCAAUUUUGGCAAUUUGCAGGAUACAUUUAUACAAUUUCUUUCGGGUGUGUUAU